AUGGAUCCUUUUACUCAGCGUAUGUUAGAAAGGGCGCGGGCUAGACAGGAGAAAAUUGACCAAAAGCUGGCAAAUUCUGGACAGGCUGUGCCAAAACGGAGGCCUUUAGCUGAGAACGUUGGAAUCGUUAAGCCUCAAUCUUCCCCAAAUAAGUCACCUAUUAAACCUUCAAGGGAAUCUGUAAUAUCGCCGAAAAAAUCAACCAGAGAUUCUUUAAAGAAUGAUAUACAGAGAAAAAGUAUACAAAAGCCUGAUCUUGUAGUUGCUUCGCCACUGAAACAUAACGACAUAGUGGUGACGAAAAAGGAGUUUAAAAGCCCUAACAGGGGAAGCUUAAACAGACGCAACUCUGAUGUAUCUGUAGAGAUUAACAUUUCACACAGAAAUGAUAUACAAAUAGAAGUGCAAGUUGAAGAAAGGGAGAUGCCUAUCAGUAUAGUCUAUGAUCCAAACUUAGAAAAAGGCAGUAGUGUAACUAUUAAAGAAAUUGAAGACGACACCUCUCGCGCAAUCGUGGAGAAGGAAGAAAGUCACACGGCGGACGCUAAGACUGAACGUCCUGCGUUACGCCAUAAUAUAAAAUCCCGACUGGACAGAUUAGGAAACCUGUAUUCUGAUGAACCUAAUCUAUCAUCGCCAAUACAUCGUACAGAAUUAGAAUUCAACUCCGCCACGCCGCCAUCAGUAUCAGAACCAUCGAAAGAGACGAAGCCAACGCACGAUGGCAAGAAAAAGUUCGGAAGACUUGCAGCCUUAGCAGACCAGAUCAAUAAUUGGGAGGAUGAUCUAUCGCAUCAUAACUUUAACCCGGAAGCUAAGAAACACCAACCGCAGCAAAGAAAACCCAAAGACGAAAAGCACGAGUCCUCCACUCUGGAUGUGUCGAUACACUCUAUCAAUGACAUAAAUAAAGCAUUACAACACACUGCUACUUCAAACCGGACUGCAAAACCUUACACCCCUCGCAUCUUCACAAAACCUGUGAACGAGUGCCAGCGCCUAGAAAAGAAAAUCGUUGCGGAAUUGGUGAGUCUUAGAUUUGUAAGAAUCUGA
Parnassius apollo (apollo) is the source of this 1053-nucleotide messenger RNA. The record is from the annotation of a GenBank genome assembly. NCBI's taxonomy places the organism in Eukaryota, Metazoa, Arthropoda, Insecta, Lepidoptera, Papilionidae.